This is a messenger RNA of Fopius arisanus, 1037 nucleotides long. RefSeq names its product nitric oxide synthase-interacting protein homolog. Lineage: Eukaryota; Metazoa; Arthropoda; Insecta; Hymenoptera; Braconidae. Gene Ontology annotation, cellular component: nucleus. Gene Ontology annotation, molecular function: ubiquitin protein ligase activity. Bases 76 to 939 code for a protein of 287 amino acids. The transcript has 5 exons. The record is from RefSeq and is a predicted model, not a curated record.
UGUCAAUAUCCCUGUCAUAACCUGCCAGUAAAUAAAUACCAGUUUUCCUCCAAAAAUAAUAUCCGAGCAAUAAAAAUGACGAGACACGCGAGAAAUUGCACAGCAGGUGCAGUGUACACGUACCACGAGAAGAAAAAAGAUGCAGCAGCAUCAGGGUACGGUACAAAUGCCCACAGAAUUGGAAAAGACUCGGUGAAGGGGUUCGAUUGUUGCUGUUUGACAUUACAGCCCUGCAGAAACCCAGUAAUCACACCUGAUGGCUAUUUAUUCGACAAAGAAGCUAUUUUGGAGUAUAUCCUUACCAAGAAGAGAGAAUAUACCAGGAAAUUGAAGGAAUAUGAAUUGCAAAAGCAGAAAGAAGAGGAAGAAUCCAACGAAAAAACAGCGACCGAAGAGCUCCAAAAGCUCCAGAAUUUUUUUAAAUUUGAGAAGAACAUCGUCCCGAGCAAAAACGACACAAAACCCAGUUCCUCCAUCUCCAACAUGGCUGAGGGACGCGAGAAGACUCUACCCAGCUUCUGGAUUCCAUCAAAAACUCCAGAAGCCAAAGCUGCCCCCUUGAAGAAGCCUGACAAAACCAUCUACUGCCCUGUCAGCGAUAAACCAUUGAAACUCAAAGACUUGAUAAACGUAAAAUUCACUGAAGUGAAAGAUCCUGACGAUAAAAAGUCACUGAUCGUCAAGGAGGCCAGGUACAUGUGCCCAAUCACACACGAUGUGCUCAGCAACAGUGUACCCUGUGCUGUUAUAAAAACCACAGGCGACAUCAUCACAAUGGAGUGCUUCGAAAAACUAAUAAAGAAAGACUGGAUUAAUCCAUUGGAUGGAAAAACUAUCAAAGAAAGUGACAUCAUUCCUCUCCAAAGAGGAGGAACUGGUUACUCAGCUGUCAAUGACAAUCUCGAGGGAAAACACGAGAGACCGGUAUUACAAGUAUAAAAUAAGUGCCUCGAAAAUAAUUCAAAUUCCAUGAAUGUAUGAGCCAAUUUUGAAUAAAGUAUACGAUAGCGAGUAGAAUAAAGCAGAGACCCUAAUUA